GAUCAGCUGUUGGUGUAGUGCUUGUGAAUGAGUGAUCCAUUGGUGACCUUCACUCCCAUUCAAUGCAUUCAUUUUCGGUGUUUUUAUCAUUCAUUUAAUGAUUAUUUCAAAUCAAAAUCAAUUCAAACCAAUGUUUUUAUCAUUCAUUUCAUUGUUUUAAUUGUAUCUCAAGAUUGUCACCGAAGAGGACGUCUCCCACAGUCGACAACGGCUCACAUAUCGGCGCCCAUAAUAUGUCGCCAUCUCUUCGGCCGCUAAGGCAUCCGCUGUUGAGCCAUAUCUGCCAUAAUCUGACCGCUCAUCACAACAAGACAUCUGUCUAUCCUUUGCAUCACAUCCGCAGACAAUUCAAUGCCAUCUCUUCAUCGCUCCUCACAUCUCAUCCCAAUCUCACCUUAAGAUUGAAUGUUGUGGUGACCACCGCUUCGGCCCGUUAUUCGUCUUCCAAUACUACCUCCGAUGACAAUAAGACAGUGAGUAGUAGUGAUGAUAAGCCGAAGACCGACACAACUGAAGCCAAAGACACGGUCCAGGCGUUGGGCAAAGUGCCCAUCAAUGAAGACAUUAAAGUUGUGCCCAAACUGCCGAAAGAGCGCCAGUCGUCCACUGGUAUGACCACUGGUCGCAACUUUAUUACCCCGAUUCGUGCGAUGAACGAGUAUUUAUUAAAACCAAUCGAUUUGAAUGAUUUGCGCAAAUUUCAGCGAAGAAGUCCUUACGCUAACGAACCGCCGAUUACUGUAUAUCUGCGUAAAGAUAUCGAAACCAAAGCUCUUCAAAUCUGGGGUUCUUUCGAUGCCUUACAUCGAGCUCUCCUCAAACGCAAAGAAGAGGAACAGAAAUAUAUCGACAAUGUUUUUCACGUGAAAAAGUUAUUGAAGGACUUUAAGCGACAACACGAUCCCGAAGCUAAGGCACGCUCUCGUAGUUAUUGA
This is a messenger RNA of Medioppia subpectinata, 935 nucleotides long. Lineage: Eukaryota; Metazoa; Arthropoda; Arachnida; Sarcoptiformes; Oppiidae. The record is from the annotation of a GenBank genome assembly.